This is a messenger RNA of Lathyrus oleraceus (garden pea), 1822 nucleotides long. RefSeq names its product protein SAR DEFICIENT 1. The transcript has 6 exons. NCBI's taxonomy places the organism in Eukaryota, Viridiplantae, Streptophyta, Magnoliopsida, Fabales, Fabaceae. The record is from RefSeq and is a predicted model, not a curated record. Gene Ontology annotation, biological process: regulation of salicylic acid biosynthetic process. Gene Ontology annotation, cellular component: nucleus. Gene Ontology annotation, molecular function: sequence-specific DNA binding; calmodulin binding; DNA-binding transcription factor activity. Bases 99 to 1565 code for a protein of 488 amino acids.
UUCUACUUUUCAUUCAUCUAAACUAUACCUUCUUCACUUCAUCAUUUUCUUAUACACCAACAUAACCUAUCCAAACAGCUCCUAAAUUCUUCAUCAAAAUGGCUGCCAAACGUCUUUUGGAGGAUUCUGAUCAAGACAAACACAAACGUAUCAGAACUACAACAACACCUUCUUUUGCUUCGGUAAUAGGAGAAGUUGUUAUGGUGAAAAACAUGCAAAACCUUUUCUCUGGCUUGGAGCCAUUACUUAGAAGAGUGGUGAACGAAGAAGUAGAACGGGCAAUGAGACAAUGUUAUCCAUCGCGAUCGAUAACAAAGUCACCUUCAUUGAGACUUCAAGCAAUGGAACAUCCAUCAAGCUUUCAAUUCAUUUUCAAAAAGAAGCUUUCACUUUCAAUUUUCACAAGUAGUAGAUUAUUAGACAUGGAUGGAUACUCGAUCAAUGUGAUUCUUGUCGACAAAAGCAAUGACCAAAUUGUCCCUACAAGUCUGCCUCACCCAAUCAAGAUAGAAAUUGUAGUUCUUGAUGGAGAUUUUCCAUCUAGUGAAAAGGAAUCAUCAUGGACUAGUGAAGAAUUCAAUAGUAAUAUUGUGAAAGAAAGAACCGGGAAGAGGCCAUUGCUAACCGGUGAAUUGAAUCUUACUAUGAGAGAUGGAAUUGCACCAAUCGGGGAUAUUGAGUUCACCGAUAAUUCAAGCUGGAUUCGUAGCAGAAAGUUUAGACUCGGUGUUAGAGUUGCUAUCGGGAAUAAUCAAAAUGUUCAAAUUCGUGAAGGCAUGACCGAGCCUUUUGUUGUUAAGGAUCAUCGUGGCGAAUUGUACAAGAAACACCAUCCACCAAACCUAAAUGACGAAGUAUGGCGUUUAGAGAAGAUCGGAAAAGAUGGAGCUUUUCACAAAAAAUUGACUGCAGCAAAGAUCACAACAGUUCAAGAAUUUCUCAAACUAUCUGUAGUUGAUACUCAUAGACUCCGAAAGAUACUAGGUGUUGGAAUGUCAGAGAAAAUGUGGGAUGUAACAAUGAAACAUGCAAAGACUUGUGUAAUGGGAAACAAACUAUAUGUGUACCGUGGUCCUCAAUUCACCAUUCAUCUGAAUGCCAUAUGUCAAAUGGUUAGAGCUUAUACCAUCAAUGGUCAUACCAUUCCCAACAGAGACAUUAAUAACAUCAACAAGAGUUUCAUACAAAACUAUGUGAGAGAAGCAUAUGCUAGAUGGAAUGAGUUGGAGGAAAUUGAUGAGGGUUUGAAUGAGAAUGUGGAAGCAAGUCAAAUUCAAAACUGUAAUAAUAAUCAUGGAGCAUCGGUUAUAGGAUAUGGUGAGAAUGAGUAUUUUGGAGGUAAAUGUAUAGAAGGUGGAAACUAUGUAGCAAACAAUAAUGAUAAUAAUAAUAAUAAUAAUAAUAAUGCAGAAAUAGGGUGUAUAGAAUGGUCACCAUUUGCCACGUCACCAUUCAUGAAUGGAAUGCAUUAUAGUUUUUCAGAGUCCCAAUCAGAUGGUGGUGAUAUAACACCUUCAAGUUCAGGACCAGUCAUUGGUGGAGCCUCUUCCUCAAGGUGGCAUUAGAAAAUGUAGUCAUUUGAGAAAUAUUAGUGUCAAGUGUUGGCCCAGAAAAAAGGAUGUAGCCAAGACAAUUUUGUCUAAAGUUGGGCUUACUUUGAUAUCUCUUUGUAGUUAGUUUAGUGAUUUUCUAGGCCCAUUUUAAGGUUGUGUGGAAUAUGGCUCUUGUUCAUGUUCUUCAAAAAGUAUGCAAACCUGCCUUUAUUGGCCAGUGUUGAUAUGUUUAUCAAAAUUUCAGCAAUUACAAUUUGCAAAACAGAAAA